This is a messenger RNA of Phoenix dactylifera (date palm), 1885 nucleotides long. NCBI's taxonomy places the organism in Eukaryota, Viridiplantae, Streptophyta, Magnoliopsida, Arecales, Arecaceae. The record is from RefSeq and is a predicted model, not a curated record.
GGACAUCCAAAUGCACCCUAAGUGAUGUACUGAGCAAAGACACUUUCUUUGUGCAGGUUGGAUUUUCUCAUUCAAACAUCCUUCGUACCAUUAUCCAGCAUGCUUGCUUGCGGUUCCCUUGUCUUGUACCAUGGAGAAAGUCAUGGAGUGCAUUGUCUACAAGACUGCAAUCUGCACAUCGUGCAAACGUCAAAAGAGAAAACAGAGAAGCUCAAAAGGUCUUUGUUAUCUUUGGAGGAGAAACUUCAGAACGUCAAGUAUCUCUCAUGAGCGGGACAAAUGUCUGGCUUAACUUGCAACGUUUUGAUGAUGUUGAUGUACUUCCAUGUCUACUUGCUCCUGCAAAUGGAUAUUCAUCUACCCAGCACCACGACGAAGAUAAUGAUGCAACAAGAAUAGUUUGGUCUUUACCUUAUUCUCUAGUUCUGCGUCAUACAACAGAGGAGGUUUUUGCUGCAUGUGUUGAGGCAAUCGAACCAACUAGAGCUGCACUGACAUCUCAUUUACGCAAGCAUGUGGUGACUGAACUCGCAGAAGCUCUAAAUAAACAUAGUUGGUUCACGGGUUUUGACAUUGUUGAUGAACCUCCUGUGAAAUAUUCACUGAAACAGUGGAUUGAGUAUGCUAAAGAAGCUCAAGCAGUAGCGUUUAUUGCAGUGCAUGGUGGUAUUGGUGAGGAUGGUACCCUUCAAGCUUUAUUGGAGGCUGCAGGAGUUCCUUACACAGGUCCUGGAUCAAUGGCUUCCAAAAUUUGCAUGGACAAAGUGUCAACAUCUCUAGCCCUUAGCCAUCUGACAAGUUCAGGAGUGCUUACCAUACCUAAGGAUGUAAGGAGUAAAGAGGAGCUACUAAAUUCAUCUCCUCUUGAUAUUUGGCAUGACUUGACGACAAAGCUCAAAUCUGAAACAUUAUGUGUGAAACCAGCUCGUGAUGGAUGCUCGACUGGAGUUGCUAGACUAUGCACUGUGAAGGAUUUGGAAGUAUACAUAAAUGCAUUGCGGAACUUUCUUCCACGAAUUCCAGCUAAUAGUUUGUCAAAGGCACACGGGGUGAUUGAGAUGCCAAAUCCUCCUCCACAAUCAUUAGUCUUUGAGCCUUUCAUUGAGACGGAUGAAAUAAUUGUUUCAUCCAAAUCAGCAAAUGAUGGUGCUCGUAGUCUAAUAUGGGAAGGACACAAUGAAUGGGUUGAAAUAACAGUUGGUGUCAUAGGUAAACGUGGAGAAAUGCGCUCACUGAGUCCUAGCAUUACUGUUAAAGAAACUGGUGACAUCUUAUCGCUUGAGGAGAAAUUCCAAGGUGGAACUGGCAUCAACUUGACACCACCUCCAGCAACAAUUAUUAGUAAUGAUGCCUUGCAAAGAUGCAAACAGCGGAUGGAGGAAAUAGCAAAUUAUUUGGGGUUGGAAGGUUUUUCACGAAUUGAUGCAUUUGUGAAUGCAUACAGUGGGGAGGUACUGGUGAUAGAGGUUAACACAGUACCUGGGAUGACUCCAUCCACUGUCUUGAUUCAUCAGGCACUCGUGGAACAACCACCAAUCUAUCCCCAACAAUUUUUCAGGAUGGUUCUUGACUUGGCCUUUCAAAGAUCUGAAUAGAUUUUUAACAUCUGUGCAUCACUUUCUAAGAAUAAUUAAAAUGUAUGUGAAAAGUGGCAAUCCGUGUCCUUGCUAAAACAAAUUUAAGGGAUUAUUUGAUGAAAAUUUUUCAAGUGCCAAAGUCUUUUGUGGAGUCCCAUUCGGUGCUUGGGUUGCAUCUAAAUUGCAAGGGGUUGCAGUUGAAGGAGUAGAUAAAUACUUGGAGCGGUGAGCCACUAAUGUGGUGCUAGAAAGACUGCCGUUGUGAUCUCCUCUAUAAUAUGCGGGCCAGCUGAUGGCUUAUUUUAUAA